Messenger RNA from Micromonas pusilla CCMP1545, 513 nucleotides. RefSeq lists its product as uncharacterized. Bases 1 to 513 code for a protein of 170 amino acids. The record is from RefSeq and is a predicted model, not a curated record. The transcript has a single exon. Lineage: Eukaryota; Viridiplantae; Chlorophyta; Mamiellophyceae; Mamiellales; Mamiellaceae.
AUGGAGUUCGAUCUCGACGACUUCAACGCGAUGCUCGCCGCGGGGAUGUUCGACGACGGGAUGGAGGGCGCGCGCGGCCGCGGCGACGGCGGGCGAGGAAACUUCGCGCCGUGGCGCGGACUGAACAACGCGCUCGACGGCGCGCACGGGAACGGCGGGGCGGAGGUUGGCGCGAUACGCGCGGCACGACGGGCGCGGCGCGAGCGCGAGGCGAGGGAGAAGGCUGAGCGCGCGAACCGCCCGCCGGAGGUGACGCACGUGGAUUUGGUCGGCGCGACGACGACGACGACGGCGUCGAAGAAGAAAAAUCUUCCGCCGGGUGGCGGCGGGAAUGGCGGCGCGGCGGCGGGCGGCGUCAUCGCGAUCGACCUGACGGACGGCGUAUCCCCGACGCCGUGCGGCGGCGACGGCGGGCCCACGGGAAGGUCCAGCGGGGUCGGACGGCGCGUCCGCGCGAGGAUGGAGGUGGCCGCGGAGAACGGCGGGUCGCAGACGACGGUGGAUCUAACGUGA